This is a messenger RNA of Pseudogymnoascus destructans, 1230 nucleotides long. RefSeq lists its product as uncharacterized. Gene Ontology annotation, cellular component: mitochondrion. Gene Ontology annotation, biological process: cardiolipin biosynthetic process. The record is from RefSeq and is a predicted model, not a curated record. Gene Ontology annotation, molecular function: phosphatidylglycerophosphatase activity. The transcript has 2 exons. Bases 118 to 780 code for a protein of 220 amino acids. Lineage: Eukaryota; Fungi; Ascomycota; Leotiomycetes; Thelebolales; Thelebolaceae.
AAUAUCAGUCUGCGCCUCGAAUCUUUUGGAGUUCACUAUGCGUUAAAAAUAUAAUAGACUUUCCUUGUUUUUGUAUUACUACACUUUGAAGUACCUUUUUCUCUCUCAACCGCAUCGAUGGUUGAUCUUCGCACCUUCAACCUCUCGGGCACGUUCUCGUCACUGAGCCUCCUCUUCCGCCCUUCCCAGUGCAUUCCUCAAGCGGUUGUCCGGAACUUUAAUGAUCUGCCGCUUCCCUUAUCUGGUGCUUUCAACAACGAUAUGCGCUUUGGGAAGGUGAAUAUUCGGGCCGUGGUUCUGGACAAAGAUGACUGCUUCGCCAGGCCCGGCGAGAACGAGAUUGCGCCUGGGUUCAAGGCACAAUUCUCUCGCCUCCGCGCAGCCUACCCGCCCCCAUCCAUGUUAAUCGUUUCCAACACAGCCGGCACCCCGUCCAUGGACCCCGAUCUCACCUCCUCCGCCCUCCUCGCCGCCGCGACGUCCGUUCCAGUCCUCGCACACCGCACCAAGAAGCCCGGCUGCAGCGCCGAGAUAAUGGCUUAUUUCCACUCCCACGCCGAGUUAUGUGACCUGAAACCUGAAGAGGUGGCCGUGGUUGGGGACCGCCUCGCGACCGAUGUUGUGCUUGCCAAUCGUAUGGGGGCGUAUGCUGUAUGGGUUCGGGAAGGUGUGGUGCCAAAGGAGGAGAAGAGUCUUUUUGCAAGGUGGGAGUAUGGCAUUCAUGACUGGUUAAAGAAAAGAGGGGUUCAGAGCCCCGUGCCUGGGAGCCCUUUUGAGUGAAGGCUUAAUAGAAAUCGAUAACCGGAGACCGCCGUCUAGGCACGACGUUUCCAGAAACCCAAAACCCUGCGCCCAACUAUAUGAUUCAUUUGCCCUAUGGCUAUUAAAUCCAAAUGGCCAGUUAUUAGUUCCCCGAAAAUUGUCAUAUGUAGUCAACCUUUGGCUGUCAUUUAUUCCAGAAAGCACGGAGAUAAGUUAUUUUGCAGCAAUGCCCACCGCCGUGGCAGCUGGAAAUCGACUGGCCAUUAUUAUGGCUGAUAGUAGAGACAAGAUAAAUCUUAUGGCCGAAUUGUGGUAUUACGUCAAAGCUAUGAAACGUACCAAUAUUGUAAGAAAUUUACUCUAAAUUUCUUUACAGUUCUUCGUGUUAUACUGGAAUUAAAUCCCAAUUCGUGGCAACCACCGAGUAUAUACUGAUCACAGUUGAUGAUACAUCCCUUAAACCCUAGC